AUGUCCAUGAAAUUUUUUGCGGGUUUACAAGAUUUCUUGGGUUUGUAUGAUACGUCAUCAUCAAGCAGUGAACAACAGCAACAAGAGGAACAGCUAGCAUCAUCUACUUCAACAACAGCAACAACAUCAGCAGCAGUAGUAGUAGCAGCAACAAGUUCUUCAUUAUUAUCGCCACCUUUAGUAUCGUCAGUCAAUUCGGACUCUAUUGAAACCGAAGGUAAUUCAUUGAGAUAUAUUUCUGAUACCAGUAAGAACUUUACCGCCAUUCAAGACGAACAACAGCAGCUGCAUCACCAAAAAGUAACACUGGACGAUACGAAAGAAAUCACAGCAGCAGAAGGGAAGCUACGGCAAUUUUCCCACAGGCGAAAUGUCCAUUUUCCUGAUGUUAUUGUAACGGAUUUCUACGAUGCACCAACAAAUGUCUUCACUAAUAAGAAUACAAGUGACACCAAUGCCAUCAGUAUUUCCUAUUUGAAUGUUUGCAAACGUUUGCGAGUCGAUCCAAUCCAAGCUGUACAAGAACAAAUAGCCUGUUUUCAUCAAGUGAUGGGUGUACGCCAAGAAUGUCUCUCUUUAAAAGGUCAUCGUUUAUCUUCUACCGAUAUGGAGUGUUUGGAAGAAAUUUUCAAUAAAGUUCAGUUUGAUAUGCUUGAUUUCGAAUAUACUUUUCUGGAUGACGAUAGCGCCGUCUGUCUUGGAGAAAUGCUUGAAUUUUAUGAUUCUGCAGUGAAACUAAAUUUGUCCUUUAAUAAGCAAAUCAAUUUGCGGGGUUGGCAAGCCAUAUGUAAAGCUAUAAGAGAUGCACCUUCUAUGCAGUAUUUGAAUUUGCGCUACACGUCUUUAUCCGAUCGCGCCGUACCGCUGUUAGCGCGUGCUUUACGCUCUCAAUCGUCGUUAACUAUUCUACAUUUGGAAAACAUUUCCCUUUCUGGGCGAAAUUUGAUUUUAGUCGGAUGUGCACUGAAGGGAAAUACGGUAUUGCGAGAGCUUUAUUUGGGUGAGAAUAACCUGCAACCUGCAGAUGGUGCUCACAUUUAUCAGAUUAUCAUUACCAGUGUUUCAAUUCAAUUGCUUGACUUACGCAACAAUCAGUUGCAGGAUGGUGGUCUUCGUCAUAUUUGUGACGCACUAAGGCACCGUGACACAUUGAAAAAUAGUGCGUUAUCAGCAUUGGUAUUAUGGAAUAACAGAUUGACAAGUUGUGGAAUGGAAGCAUUGGCGCAAGCAUUGAUGGAAAAUAGUAAAUUAGAAACUCUGAAUAUUGGUAGUAACAGUCUGCUAUUGGAUGGUAUUGUUAAGCUGAAACCAGCGUUGCAGCAGAAUUGUAGUUUGCAGAGACUUGGCUUACAGGCUACAAAUCUUGACUGUCAAAGCGCAAUUGUGUUGGCAGAAUGUUUAGCGGAUAACAAAGUGAUGAUACGACUAGAUUUAAGGGACAAUCCAUAUAUUGGAUCGGCUGGCCUUUUAGCACUUCACCUAUCAAUGAAAAUGAACACUUCACUUACAGUUCUGAAUUUGGAUACAUCGGUUGCCCAGUCCAGUAAUUUAAAGGUUAAAGAAUAUCAGGAGCAAUUUAAAGUUUAUUAUGAGGAGAUUAAAAUGUUCUGCGAACGAAAUAAGGAAAUUGCGCUUAAAAAGCUCUCGGUUCUUACAACUGUCCAAGAUGGCACCGUUGUCACGGACAUGACGCAGAACGAAGAGAACACGGAAGAGAAGAAGGACGAAGAAAAGGAUGACGAGGAAAAGAAACAAGAAAAAAAAAUAAUGAAAAACGGGCAUAUUGAUAAUUUGAAAAUUGCUAAACAAAAAUUAAGCAUAACGUCAAAUAAUUCAGUUUGGUUGCUGGGUCGAUCUUCAUCUUUAACAUGCAGCGAGACCAUCGAUGACAUCUCAGAACGCGUUGCACAAAUGACUCAUUCAUUAGCACUGAUUGAGCAAAUUCCGGACAGCAUCACUACUAUCAAGAAACAAUCAGACGAAAGCUACCCUGCAUUGUUUUCCAAAAAUGAGCUGUUGAAAUGUCCAUCUCUUCCUUCAAUAACUGGAGAUCAUCCUGAAAAUGAAGUAAAAAAACCGGUGAAAAAAAUAUCACGGCGCUUCACAGUUUCUACUUCGAGCUUGAAUGAGACAAAUCCGCGAGAUGUUGCCCGAGUGAAGUCGCGAUUUAAGGUUGAACAGGUGGGUCCGUCGAUUCAAAAAACAGCAAAAGCUAAAUCUGACGACUGCAUUUCAUUGCAGCGGUCGUUUACUGAAAGUUUCGCAGUUAACACACAAGGAUCUGAAUUUUUAACUACGGAAGAUCCAACUUUAAAAGUCGAAAAUUUGACAGUUGAACAACUGAAAGACUCAGAAAAUUCUGGAUUUCUUGGUGUUGAUGGAUCAUCAGGAAGCUUUGGAUCUCAAAAUGGUGAGGAGAGAAUGAAAUGCGUGAUAUCUCAAGAUGUUCAGGGAAAAAGGGGAAGCUGUGAUACGAGAAAUGUAAUGAAUCCCCACGAAGAAGUGGUAAUUCAGCAGCCCGCAGUUGAGGAAAGUCUUCGAUCAGAUUCUAUGCAAUUCACUGCCGUCGUCACUUUACAACAUGGACCAGAUACGGCAUCAACACAAGAUUAUUUUGGAGAUGCCACAUUUGUGGUGAAAUGUAAGGAUAGUGUUGCCCAGAAACUUGAUGAUGAGAAAUGCUCUGCUUGCGAACAAACUAUUAGCAUGAAGCAUCCGAUCGAACAAUCAUCACAGGAAGUAAGGAAUAGAGACAGUAACAAUGUCACAUUGAAAUUUGAAAUGGCUUUUUCUAAUUGUUCUGCAGUGGAGGAUGAUUGGGCAGAUGCAGAUGUAAUAAAGGAAGUCGUCCGAGAUCUGAUUAAUUAUGUCGUUUA
Cercopithifilaria johnstoni is the source of this 2876-nucleotide messenger RNA. The record is from the annotation of a GenBank genome assembly. NCBI's taxonomy places the organism in Eukaryota, Metazoa, Nematoda, Chromadorea, Rhabditida, Onchocercidae.